Molecule: messenger RNA, 1908 nt
Organism: Epinephelus moara (kelp grouper)
Lineage: Eukaryota; Metazoa; Chordata; Actinopteri; Perciformes; Serranidae
Product: DEP domain-containing protein 7-like
Exons: 12
Coding region: 51-1787 (578 amino acids)
Biological process (GO): intracellular signal transduction
Source: RefSeq, a predicted model, not a curated record
CCUAGCGUGUUAUCGGCUGAAGAAGUGCUUCCUCAGCUGCUUUGGUAGACAUGGCGUCGAUUAAAGAAAGAGCUGCGGCGUUACACCUUGCAGAAAAAUUAUGUGUGCGCCCUCAAGCUCAUGGAGUGACCAGUAAACCAGUCCAGUCUUCCUCCAUGUGGAGUGGCCUCAUCUCCCACCUCAGGUCCUCUGUGACAGUGAAGCGUCGACGAGUCCACCUCAAGUCUCAUGGCGACUGUUUCCUCGGCUCAGAGGCUGUUGAUGUGGUGGCAGAACACAUUAGCUGUGUUUUUGAAGGUGCCGAUGUGUCACGGGACAAAGUGGUGUGUGUGUGCCAGGCUCUGUUGGACUGUAAUGUGUUUGAGGCAGUGGGCACCAAAGUGUUUGGCAAAGACAAAAAGCAGGAUCUGUUUCAAGACAGCAAGAGUGCUCUCUACAGGUUUGUGGGUGAGAGUUUUCCCUCAGUUGACGAGUUAGAAAGAGGUGUGCUCGUGAAAGGGAUCCAAACACUGUUCUGCAGUGCUCCUUCAGACAGGCAGGAGGAGCAGACGUGUCCCACUGGCUCACAUGUUCAGACGUCCAGCCCUGUCAGAUGUACUCAGACAAGCAUAGAAUCCAACCAACUGGACACUUCUGCCACUGCCGGUCUGUCACUGGAGCCUCUGGUGAACAGUGUGAGUCCCAGCAGAAUGCAGACUCACACUGCUUUACCGCAAUCACUGGUAGAGGAGGUUUGGCAGGAGCAGACUCUGCUCAGGCUGUUAAACCUGGUGGAGCUCCCCCUGCUGGAAGGGGUCCUUCAGUGCAGUCAGACCGCAUCCUCUCCUCCUCCAUUAAACCCACUGGCUCACAGUAACCCAGACCUGAUAUACAGCAGCAACCACCUGGACAGGAAGAUCCUCAAGGCCUUCAGGGACUCUCAGGAGGAUGUGUGGCUCUGUGCGGCUCUGGACUGUCUGGACUUCCUCCCUGAUCAGCCAGUGGUGGCACUGAGCAGGGAGCUGCCUUUCCCACAAGAUCAGGACAGCUGUCAGCAAGUGCCAGCUGGUGGCAGGUCACAAGAUGGAGACAACAACAGUGAUGAGCAGCCUGGUCUCUCCAACAGUGGUUUGGCCCAGUGUAAGCUACUGCUGUACAGGACCCUGGUUAAACACUACAGCCACACAGACAGACCUCCACUGCUGCCCCACCACAUGACUGACAUCUACACAGCCAUCACCGACCUGCUGGUGAAUGCUAAAUUGGGCACGGCUCUUGAGGCUCUGCAGUUGUGUCUGAAGCUGCUGCCUCCUGGCUGCAGAGAUGAGCUGCGCAAGCUGCUUACAUUUAUGGCUCUGGCAGCUGACCCGCAGGGGAUAAAACUGGACAAGGAGAUGGAGAACAGACAGGCGGUGAAGAAGUCUUUCUCCAGGGUGAUUCUCCACAGCAGGGCUCUUUCAAAGGAGAAAGAGGACCUGAUGGUGGUCUUCAUGCUCUGCAACAGAAAGGAAAUGUUUAAGAUACCAGGGGCUCUGCACAAAGGAGUGAGUGACAAGCUGGCCAGCCUUGCACACGAGAAGCAGCCUGAUGUGACUGGCUCUACGUUCUGUCAGCAGGUCCCCAGCAGGACUUUUGCCGACUCUACAAAGAAGACCACCAACCAGGAACUGUGGGCUCUGCUAAGGAGCAUCCACCUGGACACCAAGGUCUCUGCUAAGGAGAGAAAACGCCUCCUCAGGCAGUUUUAUCAAGCCCAUCCAGAGAUAUUCAACCAGUACUUUGGUGAAUCUGCUGUUAAUGUGCUGUAGGUGUGUGAGCUAACUCACUUAAAAUACAUAUUUGUGAUGAACAUUAAAUCUUAGCGGAGGUUGUAAAGAUUCCGCCAGCAUGUGAUUGCACUUGUAUGUGUGUAUUUGCUUUUAUAUUGUG